Molecule: messenger RNA, 5386 nt
Organism: Mauremys reevesii (Reeves's turtle)
Lineage: Eukaryota; Metazoa; Chordata; Testudines; Geoemydidae
Gene: CYTL1
Product: cytokine like 1
Exons: 4
Coding region: 91-492 (133 amino acids)
Biological process (GO): positive regulation of transcription by RNA polymerase II
Source: RefSeq, a predicted model, not a curated record
UAAGGUGGGAGUCCACUUGUCAAACUUAGAGUCCACUGAAACCUAUCAGUAGUUGUGAACCCAUUAACAUUUAUUGACAUACUCUCCACAAUGAAGAUGCUGCUGAGUUUGGUUGUUCUGCUCUCUGUUUUUCUGUUGAUUAGUUCAGCUCCUCAAACCUGCUACUCAAGGAUUCUGUCUUUGAGCAAAGAAAUCAUGGCAUCAUUUAAGAAUUUACAGAACCCUGAACCUGUGGACCCCUGUGUGGAGAUGCUGCCCAAGCUCUACUUGGACAUACAUAAUUAUUGUGUGUUGGCAAAACUCCGUAACUUUGUGGCAUACCCUGCAUGCCAAAGAGUGCCGCAAGUGAUUGCUCUGAAGGAAAAGAUCCGGAGCCUGUACACCAUUAUGAUCUCCUUCUGCAGGAGGGACUUAGUGUUCCUUACUGACGAUUGUGAUGCUUUGGAAAUCCCUAUCCUGUCUCCGACUGAUCCCUCUGUCAUUCAGAGCUAAGAGAGUCAGACCACAGGAUGUACCUGGGAUGGUUUAAAGGAAGCCAAGAGCCACCCAAAAAAUGCAAUCAACUACAACAUUUACAACCUUGUUCUUUUUCAAGCACACCAGCCCUAUUAUCUCAGACCUACCCAUGUUUCUCAGCCUUGGCAGGAAAUGAUCUGCAUGCCUUACAUACCUAUCAAGCUGCUAGCGAAACUAUGGUUAGAAAGCAUUUUAGUCAUUUGAUGUUUUCAGUUGAGAGCAAGUUAGAAAGUAUGUUUUGUUUGAUCAGAAAUUAAAUGCUGGGUUUGUUACUCUUUCAUGAAUAACUACAUUCAUACCAAAAAAAAAAAAAAUCGUAUUCUGACCUAGUGGUUCCUCUCUCAGUCGAGGUAGGCUUGCACCUGUCUAUUUUUUCUAAAGCAAUUGGUAAAAGUGUUAGUCUGUAGUCACAGACAUCUCUGUACUUGUCCAGUUUAUGUACAUGGAUGUUGAUCCCUUUUAGUGUCAACCUUGUGUGUAUAGAAAGAAACCCUUUAGUCAGUGGAAAUCUCAGUGAAAAACUCAAUUAAAAAACACACCCUUCUACCCAGAGAAGUCAGCAUCACAUCAGAUCCAUUUCACGUACACACUGAAAGAUAUCAUCCCUCUAGCUUCUUUUUCCACAAUCACCCUAUAACUUGAUUUUUUUCCAGCAUGAGCGGUCUUCAGCUUUGUUUCCAUGGCAAUGCAAAUGUUUCUGUGCUUAGAAAUGUCAUCAAAUGUGUUUUUAAACAUUUUAAGAAACACCCAUUUUUAAAUGCUAACUUUAUUAGUACUACUAGAUGAAUAUUCAUUUUUAAUUCAGUUUGUUACAAAAAUUUAGCUUGGGGAGAGCAGUCCAGGAAGCUUAUUCAGAACUUUGAGUGAUAAUUGAGUCAUAGAAAUAAAAUACAUAUAUUGGAUAUAAUAAAGAGCAAGACUGGAAACUCCAUGAAAGCAUCCCAUCUAGUACGAGGACUUUGUGGCCCUGAAAUGUGUACAGGGAGUGAACCCCUCCCCCCUUCAACCUUGCAGAUUCUUGGGACCCACUUAGAAGAAACUCUGAGACCCAUGGAAGUGGCAACUAUACACAUAGAUGGCUCCUUCCUCUACUCUGUGCUGCUGGUUCCUCCUUCACAAGCCUUGAUGCUGGUGGUUGGGGCGUUGUUCUCAGGUGUUACCAACUCUCAUGAUUUUAAUUGCCAGUCUCAAUGUCUGGUGUUUUCUGGCAGCCCCAGCUCCUGGAGUCAUGUGAUUGUGAGAAUCUCAACUUUCAUUUAAAAAGACGUAGAAGUUCCUAGCCCCCUCUUGGCUGCAGUGAAAAGCUUGGAACCAUGAACCCCAAAGGCUCAAAAGUUAUCAGGCAACUAAAAAGAACCCCUAAAUUAUCUUUUUUUAAAAAAUGUCAAGGUUUAAGGGACAGGAAAGAGCUGACAUAUUUUUGGGGUUACCCAAUACCACAGAAACUAUAGUCUUCUCAGCUGUGGCAUGCAGCACUUGGUUCUGAUCAGGGAAGAGGGGCCAUUAGAAUUCUUCAGCUGCCUCUCACAGAUUUACAUAUCAUCAAUAGCAGCUGCUCCACAAAGUUGGAUCACAUUAUGGCUGUUCAUGAACAGGGGCACAGUCGUGCAUGGAGUUCUUGGGGAGAUGGGUUGCAUCUACUGGAUUAGCUUCUGAGGAGGGAGAAUGUUCUAGUGUUUAGAGAAAGGAACUGGAAUCAGAACUCCUACAUAAUGUUCCAACACAGACCUUUGUGUGACUUUGGACAAGUCAAUGUAACUUCUCUGUGCCUCAUUUUACUCAUCUCUAAAAUUAGUAUAAUAUUUUCCUACCUGACAGGAGUGCUCUGAGUUUAAUUAAAAGGACAUGAUAUUUUCAGAAAGGCAAAGUAUUGACGUAUAAAUCUAAAAUUACCAUAUAGAUUAAUGAAGAUCUAAGCAGAAACAAAAUAUGCCUGCAGAAAUCUAAAUGAGCUUGAGAAUUCCAAUAAAAACACAUUGCCAUAAGCAAGAAAGACUAACUCCUUUGCUUGAAGAAUAAGUUUGACCUUGACUCUAUUCAGGUGUGUAUUAUUUACAUCUCAACAGUCCCAUGUGAUCUGAAUAUGAGAGUUAUUUGAAAGCCACCCCAAGAACCUCUGUUACCCCAGAAUAUCUUGUUAGACUGCAUGGAAUUAAGGGCCAGUAAAACACUAAGUCAGAGAUGUAAAAUGAGCAAAAUGAGAGUGAGGAGGUCCCCUUCCACCUUCAUAUUCUGAUCUCAGCCUCUUCCAAUUUCUGUAUGAUCUGCAAAUCUCUAUAUAGAAAGGCAUCUAUAAUACCUCAAGGCCUUGUCUACACUAGAGAAAUACAAUGUACUAACCACUAUUUAAUUCCCCUGCCAUGCCUGGAAUACACCUUCCUCUCCCACCAUGUCCACAUGCAUUCCUCAAAUUUCUCCUAACAGUGCACAGGCAUCCACCCAACCAUUUGGUUUAACUUUGCUUCCAAACAAGGCUCACCACCAUCAUGUGAUCUUCAACUGGUGCACUGCCUAGUGGUGCAAAUAGUCCUUCUCCAACCAUACUAUCGUGCACUGAUCACUGCUUAGGUUGUUUGCCUAGUGUGUUUUCUGCUCAAGCCACUUCCCUCCAUGGAAAGUGCUAUAUAACCCUUAGAACUCAUUUGUAAGCAAUUUGCCAGCCUCAACUUUGAUAGCAUUGACCUAAGGUCAACUCCUUUAGCAGCAAGUGUGUUUCAGAAGAAAAUGAUUAGCAUGCUGGCAGCAGGCCAGGCAGAGCACAAGUACUGAUGUCUCUCUGGGGCAACCAAGAAAUCGAGUCACAGCUGAACUCUGCUAGAAAAAACACUCAUCUUUAAUUAAGUGUCUGAGCACUUGGACAUUUGGUUUAGCAAACAGUGCUGGGGAAAUAUUAAGGGCCUUACAAUGCAACACAACAAGGCCCCUGAUAAUAAUAGCCAAUCCUGGGCAGAGGGGUAAACCUGCUCAUUUUGGGAAGACCUGGACUUGACCUUCUAUGCAGCCUGAUGUGCUUCUAGUCACUAUAGAUGCUCCCUGUACUGCAAGCUGAGGGAUGAGGAAAGGGCAGAGGAGAAGGUUUGCUCCAUAGUCCAGGCACACCAUUGAUGAGGAGCUAGGUUCAACUCAGACUUUAUCAUGUCUCAAAUGCCAUCUUUAACGGAAAAAAAAAAUACUGAAAGCAGAGCUAGUGCUUACAUUUCACAGCAACAUACAGUGGUACAGUUCACCCCAGUGAGGUUCAUGGGUGGGUAAAGCACCAUGUGAAAGAUGCACAAGCAUCUCUCUUCUUUGAUCCUGAAGAGCACUCUCCACUGAGACCUGUGGAGGGGUAAGGAGCAGAGACUGGGCAGGAAUUAGGGAGACACACUGGGCCAUCCUUUUAGUUGCUGUGCACCUCAUGUAGUCAUUUUACCUGAGUGCAAAGCAAGUGUAAAAUGCUACGAAGUUCGAUUGGUAGCAAUAUAUGUUCACUUUGCAUCAGUGUACAAUGACUGCAAAAGGUGCAGAGCCAUGAAGUACCCGGUUGAUUGUCUGCCCACUCGCUUUGUGGAAAAAGUAAAAGUAAUAAAUCCUGAGGCUAGGUCUUUCCCUGGAUCCCCUCUGCAUGCAGCAAACCCCCAUGCAAGAUCACUCCAUAGGAUAGCCAUGGGCAAAGAAAGUAGUUCCAUAGUGAUAGGGCAGAAGAACACUGCCCACCUUUGGAGACACCUUGAGUUCUCCUGUCCCAUGCCACCCCUCUCAGUCAAUUUUCUCCACUGGGGAAAGCUUUGUUUUAAUCGUGUUAUUGUUGCUUCCUUAAUUGGUCUCCCUCCUUACACUUAGUCCUAAUUAAAGCUGGUCUGUGAACGUGGGGCUGGAGGCUGCAGCAAAAUUGUUCAAAAACAUUUAAUUUUCAUUUUUUGGCAACAUUGUUUAUUCUGAAAAAUGCUCCAACCAGCUUAAUUUCCAAUUCUCUAGAAAACCCCACCCUAUGGUUUGUUGUUCAAGAGGCUAAUGUUUGCCUAACUCCCCAUCCAUUGGGCUCAAUGCAGAGAGUUAGGCCAACGCUGGGUGCUUUUGAAAAUCCCACCCACAUCCUUAACAAUAACUGGGUAGAAAUGACGCUCUUAUUUUUCAUUUGAAUCCAAGAAAAUUGGAGGUAACAAACUGUGUUCGAUUGGUCUGAUGGGGAUUUGCCGAUACAGAACACAGACCAAGUUCACCUGUAUGCAAUUCCACUGAAAUAGACAGCAUUAGACUAGAGAGAAAUUUGACCUGGUGUGUUUUAAUCCCUUGUAUUACUAUUUCUUUUUAUAUGAAUUUGUCCAAACUACAUAUAACCAUGGUCUCCAUUCCCCUGUGUGUAUGACAUCUCUGGGCAGUGCAAACACAAGGACAUGAGUUAGCUUUUUCAAAUGCUUUGCUAAAGCUCCGAGAGUAUAGCUUUGAAUGUUACUUUGCAAAUAUUUACCCACUAUGGUUAUCUACACAUCCCUGUCCCUCUUUCUCCCCCCAAAAAUGUUCUAGAGUGGUAGUAAGCUGCUCAAUGCAGAUCCAAACUCCAAAGAAUGAGCACCACGUUUACUUGCAAAAAACUCCUGGAUUUACCUACUUUCUCCCCUUAGACUCACAGUAAACAGCAACCCUAAAUUACUGCCCUAAAUUGCAUUGCCAGCCGGCCAGAAAAAUUCAAACGGUAAGGGAACUGCUGCUAUCUUUCUAAGCCAAAGACAAAGUGUUGUCUCCCCACGCCCAGAAUAAGAUUGUGAUCUCAUGAAAACAAAUUUUCUUAAUCUUCUGUGCCUGUGUCCAUGUUAAAAGCCUCAGUUCAGAAGAAAAGCACAUCCUUGGGUGAUGUCAUAUAGCAGUUAGAAAAUAAGAUCUGAAAAUA